Messenger RNA from Maylandia zebra (zebra mbuna), 5088 nucleotides. RefSeq names its product TATA-box binding protein associated factor, RNA polymerase I subunit C (gene taf1c). Gene Ontology annotation, molecular function: RNA polymerase I core promoter sequence-specific DNA binding. Lineage: Eukaryota; Metazoa; Chordata; Actinopteri; Cichliformes; Cichlidae. The record is from RefSeq and is a predicted model, not a curated record. Gene Ontology annotation, cellular component: fibrillar center. Gene Ontology annotation, biological process: transcription by RNA polymerase I.
GUUGUUGUUGUUGGCGCCAGCUGUAAAGCUUGACUUCCGGUAGUUUUGUCGUAGGGGGUCUACACGUGUUGGUGGACUAACUGAGGAUUUGGGGUCAUUUUGAUGUCUACGUGGUCUGUUUUGGACUCCCGUGUGUUUAUAUGUGAUCGUGUUUAGCACCUCUGAGCGGGUGUCACGAUGUUCAGACGAAAAUAAAUAGAAACACGCGCUCGCUGCCUGCGGCGGGAUAGCUAACGUUAGCUGAACAUGCCCGAACUUGUUCUUCAACACCGACAGAGAGACAGACAGGCAUCGUGGACAACGGAAAACCCGACCGCAGUUUGAAUGAUUUAACAUUAAACAAACAUGGAUUACCAGUUCCCACAGGAGCUUUUUCCAUCGUUUUAUAACUGCGGGCCGCCGAAUUUGGUGCAGAAACACAAUGCUGGAGGCUGGGCCAGCUACGACCAGGUCAAACCUCAGGUUGGUUCUGGUCCUCUCUCCACCUGGACUUUCACAUCCAGGCAUCAGGUCGGAGGGGAGCUGUGGCGUCAAGUCGAGCCUGUGCCGGUCCCCCUCCUGGCUCCUAAACACGCUAUUCUUUCGCCUUUGACACCUCCGGAUCCAAUGAACUUCACAGAGCAUAUGAAUAAUUUUUUCAUGGAUCACUCCCUGGACGCCUUCGGCUGCAUGAGCAACGUUCUGUCCGAACACUUCUCCUUUAAGCUAAAAGGGCAAAAAGAGAAAUAUUUUAAGGAUGCAGUGAGGAUGGGGAGGGUGACCUACUUCCUGGAUUUGCUGAAGGUUAAAAUGUGCGAGCAGAAGUAUCCCUGCCGGAAGCUGGCCCGGCACAGCUGCCAGCUGUAUGACGUGGUGCACUCCAUCCCUCCAGAGCUGCUCGGCUCACUGCUGUACGAUGAGCUGGCGGAGCAGAGGGACCGCCUGCUGUUCUCCGAAGGAACCACAGGGGGUGCUCUGAGUUUCGUUCCCUUUUCACAGAGUGAUGGUGGCUCUCAGCAUGGCUGCCUCCUCUAUCCUGGAAACCCUGCACUGAAUACCCUCAACUUUCACAAGGUGGAGCUGCAGCACCACAGAAGCGGUCCUUUCUGUGUGGAUACCAGCAGCAAACCGUUCAGCUUCCCACUUAGAGGCCCCGUCAGACAGAUCAGCACCGCCUCGCUGUUUGGCGAAUGUUGUGUGGCUGUGCGGUCGGAUUACCUCUGUGGUGUUUGGAGGUUCAGUGAGAGAAAUGAGCCGCAGGCACUCCAGGUGGUCAGCACGUCGGAGGUCGCGACCUGUAUCAGCGCCAGUCCUCAUGUUUUAGGUGAAGUUCUGGUGGCGAGCGAGAGCGGAGCCGCAAACCUGUGGACGGUGGGGAAAGGGAUGCAGAAGGUGCGACAUGAGGACAGCAACCUGUACUUCAACGCCAAGUCUCCAUGGAGAUGGUGCGAGUUCACUGCCCACCCGAGAGUGGUGCUGUAUGCGGACAGGACGGGGGUGGACCUAACAGAUAUCAGGGUGAGUCCGGCCUCCUGCCACACUCUGUUUCGUAUCAGCAGCACCGCUGAUUGUCGGAGCGGAGAGAGACUUGUCCUGUCCAGGUAUCUAGGAGACUCCCACUCCUUCCACCACCUAAUCACCACUCAGUACUCGGCCUACAUCAUGGACGAGCGCUUCCCGUGCGUCCCAAUGCUCAAAUGGGAUCACAUGAUGACGUCUCCACCUAUUUUCUGUCACAUUGUUCCUGGCUGCGCCUCGUCAAGCUUGUCAGCUGGCGAAGCAACCACUAAGGUCCUGCUCAGCUCCCAGAGUUCUCAGGAAAUUAUGAUGCUGCAGUAUGCAGGAGGCAGAGGGAACGCCUGUUUCAGUCGAGGUCCUCCUCAGGCUCUGCUCAGGCCCAGAGACAGUCUGAAACACCUCCCAGUCCAGAUCCCUCACCGCUUGGACGUUGCAACCAACAGACUGUCCUCAUAUGCCGCAGGUCUCACUUGCAUCCAGAAGGCAGCAGAAGGUGGAGGUGGUGGCGAGGAGUGCAUGUGCGUCCUCCAGCUGACGGAGGCAGGAGAUAUUUUCUAUCAGAUCCUGGAGCACAAGCAGCCGGACACCGACGAGUCACAGCCUCGAGCCGAGGAGGGUGAUCUGAAGCCUCGGCAACAAAUUAGUCCAGGAAUGACAACACGGGCAAGGAAAACAGCUGAGAGCCUUCCACCUGAUUCUCAGCUGAUCAUCUCCGAGACAUCAAGUGACGAAGACGUCGUUGGGCCCACACAGGGUCCAUCGAGGAUUGUACCUGAAACACCGGAAAGAGGACAGCAAGCAUCCAGCUUCUCGGAGGAUUCAGAGUCAGAGAUGAACCGGAACCGAAGGCGGAUGCAGCUGCAGGUUGUUGUCAACGAUGAUUCAGGGGCGGAGGAAGAAAUUGGAUUUGACGUCGGUGUGAAUGAUAAAGCUGUUGAAGUGGAGGAAAUUGUCAGUGGUGCAUCUCGGAGAAAGACUCCAGUAAAGCUAAGCAGUGGUGCUCUCGUCACAUGGAAACAUUGGCUCCAGAAACUGAUGCAAAAAACCUAUGAAAAUAAGCACCGCUCACACCUCUUGCAGCACUUCAAAGCCAACACUCAAGGUCUGCUUUGUAUUCCUGAAGGCGAUCAAGGCACUUCACGGCAGGAUAAGUGCAUGCAAAGCCUGAGGAAGGAGCUGAGGUUGGGCAUGUCCAGACGGUCACUGCUGGUUCACAGCAUGGUCUCCACCUCUCUCAGGCCUCCACAUGUAGUACCCUUACCAAACCAGUUUAACACAAAUGUCUGGACAGAUCCACUCAGUCACCGACUGACCCUCUCCUGGCAGGGUGAGGAGGCAUGGCAGAAGUGGUGGAAGGACCAGCUGGGCUUCACCAAGGAGGCAAAGGUGCAGGCUCUGCGAAGGAGGAGGAGGAAAGAAAAAGAGGCGAAGCAAGCCACUGGACGUCGAUUGAAUCUGAGCGCUAGCUUUACCUCGUCUGUCAGCUACCAGUCGGCGCUGGAUGACCUCUCUGACUCUGCGGGCUGGUCCUCCGGAGUCAGCCAGGCGGCGUGGUCAGACACAGAGGACAGAGGGAGGCUGUCUCAGUUCUUAAGUAUGUCCGAGGGUGAGACUUCGAGGGCUGCGACGCCUUCCACCGUUCUAAAUGACACUCCAACAGCAACUCCAACUCCCACCCCGACCGCCACACCACAACGUGAUAAACGUAGCAACCCUCAGCAAACCCCCAGCAGGACCACCACCCUUCCUCAGACCCAGACACUCGGACUGGACUUCACACCAGCCAGUCAGAGGAGGAGCAAACGACCAGCAGACGACUACCUCGAAUCUCUGUUCGCGCCACAGGAUGAUCCUUCGCAGAGCCAUUACUUGGAUGAGGGGAGCUCCACAAAUCCACUCUUGGCCUCAUCUCAGCUCCGCAGCUCCCAGUCCAUCCCUCUCCGAAAUUACAGUGUGGAUUUGACCAGAAUGAACUUCGGCUCGCCAGGCUCCUCUCAGUCAAAGUCUCAAUCCUACUCUCAGUCCCAGAGUUCACAGGGUCGACUGUCACAGGCAUCGCAACCAAAGAAGAAGUCUCGAAUGGGAUUUUGAAAUGUUUACUCAGUCUGGGAAUGUAUUGUUUGGGAUUUUGGGAUUACGCUUCCUGGAUUUGCUACACUGGAAUGAAAUGAGAAAACUUGGACACUGGAUCUAAGCUAAUCAAGGAGGAUCACCUGUGUGACGUCUGGAGGAGUCACUGCAGACUGUUUGGUAGGACUGAAUGGAAUUUAUUACCUCAGUUGUGUAUGUGUGUGUCUGUGCGUGUGUGUGCAUGCACGCAACUGACUGAGCUCAUGUUCCUGUUUUAUUUAUGACUUUUUGUGAUAAAAGCUGAGGGUCAACAUGCAGGAUUAUUAAAACUGUAGAGAGUAAUGGUGAUAAUUAACUUGAGAUCAGCAAGGGCUGGUCCCUGAGUUAUGCUAGGGUCUGUUAUAACUAUAAAGUCUAGAUAAAGCUAAAGAGCCUUUAACGUAUCAAUAAUUUCCAUAAAAAUGAUUCAAAAGAUACCAGAAGUUGGUUUACCCAAACGCAUUUCAGAAGAUGAUACUGUGAAGGCUAUAUUACUGCACCAAACAGCUGUCAUCCAACUUUCACAUAUUUAAUGCCAAAACCAUUCCUGAAGGUCAUAAUGAACACGCCCACAAACAGCCGCCUCUCAUCAACUGUCUGUGUGGUUAAAUGUGCAUUAUUUAAAAAGCUUCUUGUCUAUGACGUAUAUCUUUUAUGUUUCUGUUUCACUCAUUUUGCCAAAUUUAUGUUUCUGAGACUUUUCUACAUCUAAGCAGAAUUUAACUUAUUUUCUCAAUAAAACCACAACUAACAUGAACAAAAAUCUCAACUUCUCCUUUAAAGGGAAACAAGGGCAGAAACUUAAAAGACCAACCACACCUUCCACGUUCGUGGGGUUUUUAUUUCUAAGUUCAGCUGUGGGUUUAAAUUCAGCAGGUUGUGGCGUUCAAUGGAAACGCUGUUAAUAUUUAGAUGCGCUGCACUACUUAUCAUUCUUGAUUAUUUGUCAGAUGAUUCAUCUCCUUCCAUAAAGGACGACCCAGUGUAUCUUCUAUGAAAGGAGGUAGUAAAGGAAGCACGGAGGCACCUUUGCUUUAUUUAGAGAGAGCUUCUGUUGUGGCUGUCGGGCAGAAACUUCCAGGUCUUGUUAGUCAGUUGGGAAAUUUUCUAAGAAAACUGUCUUUUGGUGGCAAAAGACUGUUGAAAGAGUUUGUGCCUUGUGUACAGUCUCAAAAAGCAGUUUGUCCAGCUCAGUCGUUUUGAUGAACAUUUGGUUGUAAACUGGGUGGCCAAGUUCAAAGCUGGAGAAAGGUGUCAUUUGUUUGUUUGGGUUUUUCUUUUUUUUGGGGAGGGGGGUCCAGCUUUACUGGAGUCAACGCACCCAAGUUGCACAUGUGGCUCUUAAAUGUGUUUUAAAUUCUUGGAUGUGCAUGAGUGCUGUGCCUGUAGAGAAAUGAGCUGCACUCAGGUUCAGGUUUGAUUGAUGGAGUAGUUUUUGCUUGCAGACAUGAUUUAAAGGGGAAAAAAGAAACAGACGAGAUG